CCCAAAAACAACCUCGCCCAAACCACCACCAUCGCUACCAUGUCCACUGCUGCCGACACCACCACCGGCACCACUCCACCAACCGACGCUGAUAUAGUCCUUUUGGCCCAGCGCCACGCCCAUAAUAGUUUGCCCCUCCCCUCCUGGCUCCUCUCCCUCGACUUCCACCCCACUCUCCUCUCCUUCCUCCGCUUUCGCUCUUCCUCCCCUUCCCCCUCUCUCGCCGUCUCCGAAUAUACCCUGUCCCUCCUCUCUCUCAUCUCCAUCUCCCACACCCCCUCCCUCUCCUCCCUCCUAUCCUCUCUCCUCUCCUCCUACAUCCACCUCUUCACCUCCCUCUUCAUUCCCCACGACCCCAAUUCCCUCAGAACCCUCCAAUUCUUCACAUCCCUCCUCCACCACGUCGAACCCACCUUCCUCACUCCUGUCAUCGACUCAAUUCUCUCGUAUUUGCCUCUUAUCAACGACUCUGACGAUGCCCAGAUCCUCGAUCUCCUUCCGACGUCUGUAGACUUGAUUCGUAAUUCGGAGGAGGAGAAAUUGCGUGGUGGGGAUUACGCUAACAUGAUUUUUGAUCGUAUGCUUGAUUGUAGUUGGUCCAAGAGCUUGUUGUUGAAGAUGGUCUCGCUAGUGAGGGAGUUUUCGUUUAUUGAUAAGGUGAGGGGGAGAGAGUUUUUGGACAAAGUGUUCGUCGGAAUGAAGUGCGCGAACUUGCAGGACUUGCCUUCGCUUGUGUACCAAUUGUUGGUCUUGGGGUCCAAGGGGUUUAUCAAGAAGGAGGUGAUCGAAGGCAUUGUGAUGUUUUUCGGGUCUAAAACGGGGUCGAAGACAAGCUCGAUAAUUAGGCAAGUGGAAGGAACCGUGUUGCUUCAUCUGAAUUUUGCGGUGAAGCAGGACCCGUCUUUGGGGCAGGAGGUGAUGGGGCUUGUUAGGUCGGAUUUUCGAGCUUUCAAUCAUUUUACGGUCUCUGUUUUGUUGUCGGUGGCAAGGGUUCGAAGGCUCGGUGAGAGUUCGAUGUGUAUUUUAAAGACUGCGGUGCUCACAGCCUAUCGAGAUUACAAGUUUACCAAAGACUGUAAAUGGCUGCCAGAUGAUUUGAAGGAUGAGUAUCUUGAAAAUACCAAAGUAGUAGAGAAGGCUGUGUUAAGAGCUGUCAAUGAGAGCAGCUACGGAAGAGAGCAUAUGGUGCCUAGCAUUUUGAAGUUUGCUUUCGUGUUGCUUGAGUCAGUGGAAGAGGGGGGCAAUAAAGAGCUGUGGAAUUCUAAUGAUCUAUUGGGCAUUGAAGCCCUUGGUAUUAAGAUGCUGGAAACUCUGUUUGAGGUCCAUGAUAUGGCAAGAAAUGAGAUUAUUGAGCAAUGCAAAUUUCGCAUUCUCUCGUUGAAACCUGAGCAGAGCAUGCCAAUCAUGAGACUGCUUGGUAAUCUUAUUCAGACUUAUCCUUACCCCAUGUUGGAACAUGUUUCCCGUCUGAAGGAAUUGUUAGAUUAUUUCACUUUCAUGCAUGGCAAAGUCGCUGCUUUCCUUGUUACUGCUCUAUUGCCUCUCUUCAAAUUCAGCCGUGAUCUUCAGGAUUACACCAUUUUGGUCAUCCGUAAGGCUAUGUUUAGAAGAGAAGAUACAGUUCGUAUCGCUGCAACUAGUGGCCUUAUUGAUCUUAUUCUGGCAGAAAAGCAAUCUAAGAGAGAUGGUCCAUUAUCUUUCCAAGAUUCAUCUAGCCAAGCCAGCUGCAGCCAGCAAGCUGAGAUGCCUUGCAGCCUGGGGCAAGGUCUCUUUCAAGAGCUGAGUGGCUUGCUGCAGAGAUGUCUUUAUCAGCAGGCGAAGGUCAAAGAACUCAUGUAUCAUGGGCUUGUGAAGCUCGUCUUGAUGGACCCAUCAAGUGCAGGUUCUAUCUUUGAUUUUCUGCUGCCUCACUUCCUUUGUUUUUUUGGGGAGGACACAGAAGUUCAACUUAAAAUUAGGAGUUGUGUUAAAUCAGAGAGUGGCAAAGUCUUAAUUGAAGAGCCUCUAGAUUGUCUUCUAUCUUGUGUCUCUUGGAUUCUACUUCUUCAGCCACCUGGCAAAACUGGAAUUUCUGGAUCUGCAUGGGCAUGUUUGGGUUUCUCUCUUUCACAAGACAAGGAGGUAGGAAGGAAUUUGUCUGGUGAGUCAUUCUAUAGUGCUUUCUCGAAGAUCCGAAAGUUUCUAACGAAUCAGAAUUUGGAAGGUGUUCUUGGCCAAAUUGAGAAUGCUGGGUCUAAACAUCUUGAAGAAGAGAACAGCAAAUGUUGUGCUUUAAUACUAUCAGGAAUAAUUGAAGUGGUGUUGAAUACCAUUGGCAAUGAGAUGGAGAAAACAACAGAGAUAAGGAAGGUGGAUCUUGAAAAGGAGAUUAUCAGGUUACUUGACCUUCAUCAUUCAUUGGAUAAGUACACGUGUACACCAAGACAGAGUAAUGGCAUCAGAAAAGGGAAUUUACCAAGCGCACCUCAUGAUACACCCAAUAUUAUGGAUUCAGGCCACACAAAAGUGACUAAAGGAAGAAUUCCAUAUUUGUCUACUUCAAGUAUCUAUCAGCUAUUGCAAACAGCUCUAAAACUAUAUAAUACCGACUGUUCUAACAGUAUUGGAGCUUACCAGAAUUGUAGCCAGUCAUCCUCAGGGAAUUCAUCAAAAUGCGGCUCUAAGAUUAUUUCUUUUGUCUUGAAUGCCUUCCUUCAUAAUGCAAAGUCUUUGCCUGUUAUGGGAAAAGAAGAUCCGUUGAUGACUUUGAUCUAUGGGAACAUUGAGAUGCUUGGGCCCCAAUUGCUGAAAUUGAUUUUUUUGCUCAAGUCUCUACCGAAGUCUGUGACAGAUCACAAGAAAAAAGAAGCUAAGGGAAAAAAAGAAGUUGGGGAUCAAAGGGAGCUUCUCCAUCUUGCCUUUGUCUGCUUGAAGGAACUGAUAAUAGUUAGUUUGUGUAGCCCAAACCUGGCUGGUAUGCUUGAAGAUAUGGCCUCUGUUUCGACUUUUCAGUGUCCUGGUUCUGAUGAUGAAUGUGAAGCGGCUACUAGAAUUGAUGAUCAACAUGUAAGAGGCAAAGAAUUGUUUAUUACGAAAAUCUUGAAGCCAUUCUUCUCUGAGCUUCUUGCACUUUCAUUUUUUGGUGAAGUUGAGGUUAUCUGUGAUAUGAUAUUUAUGAUUGGGAAGAAAUUGCCAUGCAAGUGGAAGAACAUUCAUGGAGCUUGGGCUAUUCGGGUCUGCAAAAGUGGUGGCAUAAGGAACUCCAAAGUUGCAAAAACUGUUGUCAUGCUUGCUGUAUCUUUAAGCUCACCUCCAAACGAUCUAAUAUUGGCCCAAGACAUGGCUGCGGAGCUGUUAAAAGUCACUGGCUCUGAGAUGGUUGACCCAAUAGAGAUGUCUGAAUCAUACCCCCUCAUAAACCAUUCUACAAGUUCUGCAAUAAGUUCUUGUGUACUGCAAUUGAUUGAAGCAAUUCUUGUUGAUAUGGAUUGGGCCACAAAAAGACUAAGGACUUUCGCUUUAGUCACUCAGAAAAAUACUCAUCCUAAUGAAAAUGGGGAACAUGCUUCUGGAUUGGCCUUUGAGGAAAAUAUUUAUUCAAUGGCUGAAGAGGUGAUGAAAGUACUAUCGUUUUUUGUUUUGAUGACCGUCAACGACACUCAAGCAGAACAUUUGCUCAAAUUGGCUGCAAGGUUCUACAAGCAUUUAGCUCAGAUGUCAAAGCUGCGGAUUGCUCCUAAAGGUUGCAAACAGCUUCUUCCCAGCCUAAAAUUUCAGAAGCUUGUAGAACUUACUUGCAAGCAGCUCACAGUUCCUUUAUAUAACUUUGUGAUGCUGGUGCAAAAGAAACAGCAAGAAAAUCCUAGUAGUAAAGGGAUCAUCCGAAAAAUUAAGAGAGAGAACAGAUGCAUCCCGGACCUCAUCUUUCAGAUAGAAGAUUAUGAAAAAUAUCUCAUCCGGCUUAGCAAGGUCAGCAAAGUCAAUCUACUGAGACAUGCUAAACGUAGCACUUCUCGGGAUUUCAAAAUUUUAGACCCCAAGAAGAUGAACAGUGAAGAAGAUGCUUCAAACCAUGAUGAUCCAAAUGCGGUUGUAAAUGAAUUGUGUGAGGUUUCUGAAGACGACGAAGGAAACGAGUCGGAGAAGCCAUUAUCACCCGAGUCUGGUAAUCCUUUGGCUGCAGAGGAUUCUGGCUCUGAUGGUGAAGGCUGAAGCUCUUCACAGCGCCAAACGGGUGAAGAGAGGUAGAGUGGUACAUGACUCUGAUGAUGAAGCAUAGGAAAAACAAAAGGUGGUAACAUGAUGAUGUCUUAUACAGGGAACUUAGGAUGGUUGUGUAUGGUGGUUUUACGUGUUUCUAAUCGACAGGAGGCUAGAGAUAUGCCUGGUUUUGAAUGAUACUUGAUGAGAA
This is a messenger RNA of Juglans microcarpa x Juglans regia, 4390 nucleotides long. RefSeq names its product Fanconi anemia group I protein. Lineage: Eukaryota; Viridiplantae; Streptophyta; Magnoliopsida; Fagales; Juglandaceae. Gene Ontology annotation, molecular function: DNA polymerase binding. The record is from RefSeq and is a predicted model, not a curated record. Gene Ontology annotation, biological process: DNA repair.